CGUGUUGUUCUCAUCUGGAGGAGGUUUUGUUGCUGUAUCGCAGAGAUGUAGAGGUGUAGAAGUGUAAAGACUCGUUCAUAAGCGUUACAUCCCGCCUGUUUCCUUCACACUGAAGUCUAGAGCGAGGUGUACAGAUAUGACGACCACGGCUUGCGACAAGAAGUGGGGCGGACUUUUCAGCGUUGGAGAAGAUUUCGAUGAUGAGGACUUGCUGGAAGCUGAUUGGACACAUGCACCAGAAAACCCCUCUGUGACCGGAAGUUCUGCAGCCCCUGCCUCUGCACCAUUGAAAGAAUCAGCCACCUUCAGUACCCACAAUGCACAGCAGAGCUCCCCUAGUCUAUCAACCAGCUCUUUGAACAGUAGUUCAGAGACAGGCUCUUUGGCGCCACUCGGUCUUCAAGAACCAAGCGUUGUUAAAGGUUUAAGAAGCCUCUCCAACCCAAACUCCUCAUCUCACUGUCCUUCUGACCCUCACAAACCCACCACUUCUCUUCGAGCACCUUUGGGAGGCUCCUGCAUUGUUUCUUCUCUGCAGUCUCCUUCUGCCCAAUCAAACCCUCCACCUGCAGUUCACAGCGCUCCCCCUCAGGAUGACUUCGAUGAGUGGGAUGUGGAUCUGGAGGAGUUGGACGAGAAUCUUUUUCAGAAGGCCUCUGGGCCUGCUCCUGACACAGACAGCAUCUCCCCAGCUAAAAGGAUGAAAUCAUCAGCUGUAGCAGAGGAUACUUCAGUUGUAUCUUCUCUCAGAGGCUUUUGCAGCAGUGCUCCAACAUCUAGACCCCCGCAGUCGUUUAUCAGGACCCCUGGUCCCUCCACAUUUGCUCCACAAGGUCCCCCUCCGAGUCCAUGCCAGCCCUUUGUGAGGAACUCUUCAGUCUGCCAGUUCUCCAGUCCAGGGCCUGUGAGAGCAUCAGGUGAAGGGCAGAGAGGGGUAGUUACCCCAAGAGCUUCACAGGGCCACCAAAAGUCCUUGUUUCAGGCUAUAUCUCCUGCCCCAUCGCAGACUCGUACACCCCGCCCCCUCAACACACCUGUCCUGACCAAUCACUUGGUCCAGCUGGUGUCUGCAGCCAGCAAGACGCCUCAGAGGCCACGGAGUGAUGCAGUUCGAUCCAAAACGCGGCGCUUUCCUGGACCGGCAGGGGCUUUGCCACAGCAGAUCAGUGGACGGAAUCUAGAUGACAUUGUUGUGACCGUGCCGCAGACGCCAGCGCAUGGAGCUGUGGCUCGCCUGCAAAAUGAGGUCCCCAGGUCCCAAGUGAGUGAGGAAGAAGAGUUCAGUGGGGGUCCGUGGGCAGCGAUGAAGGCUGAGAUGGGAUUGGAUGAGAGGAACCCUUCCUGUUUCCUGCAUUCCUACAGCAUCGUCAUGGUGCUGCGGAAAGCUGCUCUGCGGCAGUUGGCGAAGAAUAAGGUUCCUAACAUGGCUGUGGUUUUAAAGAGUAUCUUACACACACAUGCUGAUGGCAAAGCAGUGUUCAGAGACCCCACAGGUGAGAUACAGGGCACUGUUCACCGUCGUUUGCUGGAGGACAGACAGGGAGAGCUGAAGACUGGUGCUGUGCUGCUUCUUAAACAAGUGGGUGUGUUCUCACCUUCUCACCGGAACCACUACCUGAAUGUUACUCCCAACAAUUUGCUCAAAAUCUACCCACCUGAUGGAGCCCUCCCCUCCUCCUCCCAGCUUGCACAGCCAGUGCUGGAUGCUGUUGGAUUGCCACAGUGUGAGUCCUCUAGGCCCAUAGGGGUCCCUGUGUCUCAGAUGGAGCUGCAUUAUGACGAUGAUGAGGAAGAGGGAGAUCAGAGCGCCAACCCAGCUAACCCUGCAUCUUCUGCUAACAUGGUGGUCCAGCCUUCAGGGCCAGAGGCCACAGAGGAGGCCCUGUGGGGAUCAGAUGAUCUUGAUGAGCUACUAGGAGAGUUGCCUGUUGAGUAAUGCAGCUCCUGACGCUAUCAAACUUCUGCCGUUACUAUGGAAAUACACUGUCCC
Colossoma macropomum (tambaqui) is the source of this 1990-nucleotide messenger RNA. RefSeq names its product homologous recombination factor with OB-fold (gene hrob). The record is from RefSeq and is a predicted model, not a curated record. Bases 137 to 1936 code for a protein of 599 amino acids. Lineage: Eukaryota; Metazoa; Chordata; Actinopteri; Characiformes; Serrasalmidae. Gene Ontology annotation, biological process: recombinational repair. The transcript has 11 exons.